Molecule: messenger RNA, 1104 nt
Organism: Gracilinanus agilis (Agile Gracile Mouse Opossum)
Lineage: Eukaryota; Metazoa; Chordata; Mammalia; Didelphimorphia; Didelphidae
Gene: CACYBP
Product: calcyclin binding protein
Exons: 6
Coding region: 229-918 (229 amino acids)
Biological process (GO): heart development
Cellular component (GO): nucleus
Molecular function (GO): ubiquitin protein ligase binding; S100 protein binding; tubulin binding
Source: RefSeq, a predicted model, not a curated record
CGACGGGACGGACUUCGCGCAGGCGGCCUAUCCCCUGGCAGCCGCCCCAACUCGGGAACGUCCUAUUCGUGCGCAGGUAUCGCUGGGGACAGCGUCUCGUGCCUUUCACGUCCGCGCUCUGGCCGGGGUGAGAAGGGCGUUCUGUGCCCAGCCCUUGCAGCGUGGGGUCCCAGAAGCAAUCUUCGGCGUGGUAGCAGCAGGAGUUACUCCUGGCGUUGGCAGCAAGCCAUGGCGGCAGCCCUGGAGGAGCUACGGAAGGACUUGGAAGAAGUGAAGGAAUUGCUAGGAAAGGCCACAAGAAAACGAGUCCGUGAUGUUCUAACAGCAGAAAAGUCCAAAUUGGAGACAGAAAUCAAGCACAAGACAAAGCAAAAGGGAGAGGAGAAAAGAGAAACUGCUGAAGUUGAGAAACCAGCAGCUGUGGUUGCACCCAUUUCAGUCGGGUAUACAGUGAAAAUAAAAAAUUAUGGAUGGGAUCAAUCAGACAAAUUUGUGAAAAUCUACAUCACCUUAACUGGUGUUCAGAAUGCCCCCCCUGAGAAUGUACAGGUGCAGUUCACAGAGAGGUCAUUUGAAGUUCUUGUAAAGAAUCUUAAUGGGAAAAACUACUCCAUGACUGUCAACAACCUUUUGAAGCCCAUCUCUGUAGAAGGUAGUUUAAGAAAGAUCAAGACUGAUACAGUUCUUGUAUUAUGCAAAAAGAAACAGGAACAGAAAUGGGAUUACCUGACCCAGGUGGAGAAAGAAUGCAAAGAGAAAGAAAAAUCUUCCUUUGAUAAUGACACAGAUCCUAGUGAAGGGCUGAUGAAUGUUUUGAAGAAGAUUUAUGAAGAUGGAGAUGAUGAAAUGAAGAGAACUAUUAAUAAAGCCUGGGUAGAGUCGAGGGAGAAACAAGCCAAAGGAGAGACUGAAUUUUGAGAUGAAAAAGUCCUUUCAGCCACCAAUGUGGAAAUAUUGUUUCCAAUAAGGAACUGUUGCUGAGCUGCACAGAUGCAUUUGACAAGUAUAUUGUUUACACAGCCUUCUUCCAAGCAAAGACCAUGAACUCCUUCCAUUUCAUGCUGGAGGAUUUAUUUAAAAUAAAAUACACUUAUUUUAAAACAC